AUGUCCCGCCUUAGCCAUAAAACCACUCUCAACAGCCUUCUUCGUGGUACCCAUGUCUAUGUCCCUCCACCACCGCCUAAACCGCAGCCCUCACCAGAAUACGUCGCUCUUAUGGAGAAGCUGCGGAGAGAACAGGAACAGCGCGAUUAUGCCUCCCUCGUAUCCAGUUCCGUCUCCCUCAACACCGAGGGAGAAGAUGAAGAUGACGAUGUCUCUCCUUCGCUAGUCCUCAACAUCUUCCUGAGCAUAGUCCUCUGCGCCGCUGCAAUAUUCUACUUGACGCGAUGGUGGGCUAAUGAUGGUCUACGGGUGCUCUUGUCUCUAGCAACAGGGAUUGUAGUGGGUGUCGCUGAAGUUGGCGUAUAUGCUGCAUAUCUAAGAAAAGUCAAGAUGAGUAAGGACAGGGAGAGAAGAAAGAAAGAGCGCAAGGUAGUUCUGGGGGAGUAUACUGGUACAGAAACAGGAGGAAUAGCCCUGGAUGCACAAGGGACACCUGUCUCUGUCGAUGUGAAUGCGAUCAUGGAAAAGGAAGAGAUAUGGGGGAAGGGAGUUAAUGGCGGGAUGAGGCGGCGCGUGAGAGAGAAAUGGCAGAAAGACCAAGAGAAGGUCAAAACAUGA
Messenger RNA from Fonsecaea pedrosoi CBS 271.37, 618 nucleotides. RefSeq lists its product as uncharacterized. The transcript has a single exon. The record is from RefSeq and is a predicted model, not a curated record. Gene Ontology annotation, cellular component: endomembrane system. Gene Ontology annotation, biological process: vacuolar proton-transporting V-type ATPase complex assembly. Bases 1 to 618 code for a protein of 205 amino acids. NCBI's taxonomy places the organism in Eukaryota, Fungi, Ascomycota, Eurotiomycetes, Chaetothyriales, Herpotrichiellaceae.